Cetraspora pellucida is the source of this 561-nucleotide messenger RNA. Lineage: Eukaryota; Fungi; Glomeromycota; Glomeromycetes; Diversisporales; Gigasporaceae. The record is from the annotation of a GenBank genome assembly.
AUGGAGAAAUUAUCUAUAUUAAUUUUUAUCCUCGUAGUUAUUACAUAUGUUCAUGCCGUCGCUGUGGACGUAAACAAAUUACAUAUUCGCGCCCCAGGCGAUCCGAUAGUUGUCACCGUAGAAAGUCCAAAUGUAUUCUGUAGUUUUUUACCACGAGCACCUAAUACAGGGAUUGGUGCAAGUGAAGGUGAUGCUAUUGCAUUCUGCUCCGUAGCAACCGUCGAUGCUCCUAAUGCCGGUUUAUUCCCAUCUGGCCUCAUCCGAACAAUGAAUUUUCUAAAAACUGAUAAUUAUGUCCAAAUCACUGGAACCAUUAAUUCAAAUGUAUACGUAGUCCCAACUGACGGUGGUGGUCAAUAUGACAUUAAUGCUCCUCCCGGUGCGUCUUGUCAUGGAUAUGAAAGGUUUGUGAAUCUUGUCGAGCCUAACGUCCAAGGCCAAACAGAACCUGGUGUUGGUCGCUUCUGCAUUCGUUGUUGCAACGGCCCUACUGCAAAAGAUGAUUGUCCUACUGGUAGAAGCACUGUUGGUUGUGAGAAUAUUAUUCCAGGAAUUUAUUAG